CGACAACUCGUCCCCAGAUGGUUCUCUGCAGCUGCCUUUGAUUUCAUUGCAUGAGUCUGCCUUUGAUCCCGCGGGACCUUCCUUUCUACCCAUUCCCAUUCUUUCCGCAGCAGCAGCGCACAUCCGCCAGUCGAUCUCCCAAAAGCCCGAACCUCAGAAUUACCUCUUUCCCAUUUCCCAUCUUCCAUCGCGCAGCAGCUUCUCGACCUCUCGCGUAACAUAACCGCAACCUCCACCGAUGGGACCGCACACUCUAUCCAACCCUUCUUAAGAAGCUUCUCAGCUCUUGAGCGGCGGAGCUGCCCGCGACCUCCCACGAUCACUCUCGUAAUUCAUUGCUGCUCGCUCCUGCCAAAUGGAUGAAGCACCACGAGAACGCGCGAUUUCCUCAGAGCCUUGCUCAGGUCGCCCAAACCCUUUCGACGACACAACCGACCAAACCUCUCGCAAGCGACAGCGGACCUCGCGCGGAGGCUCUCGGAGUCGAUCAGUAGAUACGGUUCCGCUUGGAGUGACAGUGGAGGAGUCGCAAAUGCCACCGGCCUCGUCUUUACGCGGGGAACCUGCCAGCACCAAGGCUGAAGCUGAUUCUCCUGCGCCAUCUACUCCCACGCGUGCCUCGUCCGAGCAAGCACCUGCAGAACCUACCUCCAGUCGAGUCACAAUCAAUCUGCGGACCAAUCGACCUCUCGAUCCCAUACCUUCCUCACCCCCUUCACCGGCAACCCCAUCCAAGAUGCCUGCUGGGCCCAGUGACAACGGAGCAAGAGCUAGUAUUGAGUCGGAAAGCGAUGCACUCUCCACAGUAGCUAUGGAAACCCCCACAUCAUCUCCUUCUGCCAUGGGCAGUCCAGAGAUUGAGCUUGUUACAGGGGAUGACGAUAUUUCAGAGUAUGAGCACCGAAAUCCGCCCGUCUCUAUUAUCGACGACGAUGUUGUAUUCUUAGAUCCUCUUUCGACCUUUCCUUACUAUGCGGAGGGAGCAGAGACACUGUCCACUGCGGUGACUAGGAUGUCAAGAUAUUUUCAAUAUGACGCAGUAGAGACUGACGAGGCAUUUGUGAAGAUGCGUGACUUCUUAGAGAAUGUACUACAUUCAUAUCGUCAUUUGGAUAGUUUCUACGAGACCUUUUCCAAAAACCAAGAAUUCUUUGCACAGCUUCCAGAUGUCUUUUGGGCACUAACUUGGAGAAGCCGCUUCUUUGGCGAAUUUCUUCGACGAAACCGUGACGGCCGGGGAGCUCUAACUGAUAUGUUAUGUCAGAUGGCAAGACUCGCGGGCAAAUUCGUGGCUAUGGAUGUCAGAACUCUAUCAUAUCGCGCCCAACAAGACAAUGAGGAUCUAGAACCUGAUCUAUCACGAAACAGUCUUGGUGCGCUCGCUUACCUACUCCGCGAGGAUGAAGUCAAUCAUCUUGGGCGUAAUCUGGAGAACCAUUAUAAUUGGAAUUGGGAGGAGGAUGUUGCUCAGAUGUCCGACAGUUUCCAGACGGAGGGAGGAACCAUUCCGGCACUCACGAAGCUCGUCCAAGGCCAGCUGAGGCUUAUCUCCAGGUUCCCAAAGUUCAUUGACAACCUCACCGAUCCUUGCCGACUCGUGAGCAGGAUUGUUAGUGACGCAAGCCGAUAUAUCGACAUGGCCGAUGUCUCGCAACAGCAAACAGUCGAUGGCGCCAAGCAGAAAGUCUUUCAAGGCUACGAGUUCUUCAGAGUCAUGUCCGCUGGUCUAGAAACCAUCAUCGAGAAACAUGUCACUUUCUUGUCGCCAGAUGCUGCUCUUGGCCACUUGAACUGCCUGCACAACAUCUUAAAGAGAAACUUGCAACUCAAUCCAAAAGCUUAUCGCGAUUUUGUGGAACAACAACGACGCGACCACUCUAUGCUUACUAGACAACAAGCACCACAAGCUUUCUCGUUGGAGUGGAAAUUUGGCAUACUGAAGAAGUUGAUCACUUCGGCUCAGAUGCAAUUGCGUGUCACAGGUGUCACGACAAUGUGUGCUGACUUGCUCGCUCUCUACUCAAAGCAGAAGAACAACGACGUGUCACAUAAUCCCUAUCUCCUCUACCCUGCGGAGUUCAUCAUUCAGAACCAACUCGUCGAUUAUAUUGUAGGUAUUGGAUCACAUCCCGAGAUCAUCAACGAGAGCAACAACAUCCUAGGCUUUCUGAUUGUGACGAAGACGUACAAGGCCAAGCAAACAGAUAUGAUAUGGCAGACAGUCAUGAACAGCCAGGAUCCCAGGGUCGUAGAAGCUAUACUGCGAAUGGUCAAUCGGUGUCACAAUCUCUAUGACUAUCGAUCGUUGCUCUAUCUCUGCAAGAAGAUUAGCGAUGUUCCAUUGUCCUCGUUCAGCGGGGCAAUGCGGGAAUAUUGCAGCAACUUGUUCCUCCAGCUAGUGGUCAAAGCCCACGACGCAAGCGUGGCUUACAUUGACGCACCACCAUACGAGUUGUGUGUCCGACUGAUUCGGGAGGCAUCCGUCACGACUCUUGAAUAUUCUGAUGGUUAUGUUGAUUUGCAAAACUUUGCUACUAUCAAAUUUCGGGAAUUACUAGGCAACGGACCAAGUCCCGACGUUCGGAACGCUAUCUAUUUGGGCUGUAUCCAAGAUAUCUCCACCAAGACUGCUUCCACUGCUGGCAGUAUUUGUGUCAUCAACGCACUUCUUCGAGCACCAGGUGUCCCUCCCGGUAUGAGCACUGACCUGCACGUCUUGACUUCUGAGCACGGAUUGACUAAGCUGUUGGUCGACGAAUUGGAAUCAGUCAUUUCUGUAUGUGGCAGUGAACCCAUCCCAAACAGCCCAGCAAGCACAGCACGCCGUGAGUUGCUCCUUGCUAUCAUUAUCGAAAAGCCAGACUCGAUCUCGCCUGAGCUUGGCGAACGAUUAUGGAAUGCACUAGUGGGAAGCCAGUCGAAAUCAUCAGCAGAAAGAAACAUAUCUUGGCAAAUCUUGAAUACUGCAGUCCAAAGAUCAUCCACCUCCAAGAACAGCUUCCUCGCUUCCUGCUUCCGAGAUCAUCUACCUAGAUUGCCGUCUUAUUGCUUUACCAGAGGCGCAUUGGAUUUCGCUCACGUUGCAGUGCGUUCUUGGUUGGAAGAAGCUCGUCAUGACUUUGCUGAAGAAGGAAGCAAAUUCGAGUCACCUGCACUUGAGCAACUUUGGCACAUGAUCCUGACGGCACCUGCUAAUACCAUUGAUGCAGAAGCUAUCAAGAUCCUUGUGGGAGUCUUUGUGGACUCUGCUCUGAUCCUAUCUAUUCCACGUCCAAUCGCUCGCCAUGUUCACCUAACACUGGUUGACCGGUGCCUGAAGCAGCUCAAAGGUGCAGCUUCUCAGUUGAAGGCAUUCAGUGAUGGUGCUUCGAGUGGAUCUGAUGAAGGAAUGGUCAUUGUAGCAUCCGAAGACCAAUUCCAAGAGCAAGAAAAGACCUUUGCCCGCUCCUUGGCCGUGCUCCGAGAAUUCCUACGAGCCUACCAGAUUAAGCCGCAGUUUGCGAGUCCGAAAUCAAGAUCACCGAUUGCUGCAGCUACAACUGCUGUGGAAGGCGAGCUCCUCACGCUCAAGUAUCAAUCAUUCGAUGGCGACAAGCAAACCGAGAUCAAGAGUCUUGCUCUUGGUAAGUUGAACACCGCAGCCUCGCUCUUCGCUACUCUGCAGAAGGCCACGGGAUUCAAGAACUACAAAGUCUACUGUGGAGGAAGAGAGAUCAACCCAGAUGAGAUAGAGGUCUGCAAGUCGCUAGAAGAACUGAACAUUAAUGGCCUAGUUCUUGUUCGCAGUCGGGAAGCCUCAGAUAUACACCUAACUAGUAAAGGCUCACUAGAAGCUGAAAUUACGAAGCAUUUCGACGAUCUGUGGAGCUAUCUUGGAAUGCAUGAGAAAGUGGCACAAGAGAUAUAUUAUUUCUUGAUCAAAUUUCCUGUCUAUGCGCGUAUGGUGAAGGACUUUGAGUCGGAUGUCUCGUACGCAGAGAUAUUCCCUUCUGGCCAACCCUUCAAAUCACUAUACGCCAUCCACUGCCUACGAGACCACAUCACUGCCCAGUCAAAGCAGGGAACACUUCAGGAAGAAACCCUGUUGAGAGCCAUCCAACUUCUAGUCUCAGCAAUAUCGGACCCCAAAGUUCUGGAUCAAUGUGGCGGUGACAGUCUCAAGGAUUGUCUUGCUUUGCACCUGCUAGACUGCUUCAUACAAUUACUUAAAGAAUCGCCACUUCCAAAGUCCCUAAAUAGCCUCCUCGACGAGACUUUACUCGAGCGUCUCUUACAGUUACUGUAUGGUGCAAUGGCAAGCGCUACUUCCCAGAAUUCUGUACACUUGACAUGGAGAUCAUUUGAGGCCAUCCUGGACGCUGUCUCUCAUUGUUCCGACCUUUGGCAGUCGUUCGGUGCUCAUUUGAGCAAUAAGACUCUCGUACGAGAUCUUCUUCUCGACGAUGAUCGCUCAGCAAUUCGAAAGAGUGUUGUGAAGCAUGUCACACAGAAAUGUAGCUCAAGCCCCAGCUCUUCCCAGCUCACGACAAACCACUUCGCUAUGACGUUCUGGCCUAAGAUUGCUGCAUUAAUCCCAGUAGCAACACAAUAUCCGGAGCGUUGCGAGGAGACAUUCACUUUAGCACUUACUUUGUUCAAUAAGUUGGCAAACGCAGACACUACUGCUGGCUUCUUUAAUCUGAAUAAACUAGUGAAGGAGUGGGGCACUUUGCUGCUUGCUUACUCAUGCGCAGAGACUGUUGGUCAUCUUGAGAGCGUUGAUAUGGUUGCGCAUGGCCUCGCAAAUCUUCUCUUAUCAGCUGCGCAGCGUGCAAAAUCCUCGCGGCAAGUACUGGCGUGCGGGUCGAUCGGAACGGAAUUGUUCAGGAGACAUCUCUUCCCGGAGUUCUCUGUGUCACAACUUAGCAGCGAUGUGGUCGUACCUCGUAUUCCCUUGCUCAACCCGGCGACUCGACAAAUCUUGGCGGAGACGAUAUACUUCUUGGUCAAAGAUGACGAGCGACACUAUCAGGAAGUGGUGGCCUCUAUGUCUGGACUGGUGCCGUAUGCGCCUGGCGACGAUGGGCCGUACAUCUACGAUAUGAGCUUUCAAUUCGAGAGAGCCAAAUCCAUCAGAUCCCACACUGGAUAUGUUGGCCUUAGAAAUCUUUCGAACACUUGUUACUUAAAUUCGCUCUUCACUCAACUGUUCAUGAAUAUUCCGUUCCGGGAGUUUAUGCUGCAGGCCCAUGUCUCCAAUGGUCUUACAUCGCAAACCUUGUUGUUCGAAACACAACAAUUGUUUGGCCACAUGCAGAACAGUUUCAAGCGUUAUGUGGAUCCCGCAAAUCUAGCAAGCUCUAUUCGAACCUACGAAGAAACCCAGAUUGAUGUCACUAUUCAGAUGGAUGUUGACGAAUUCUAUAACCUUUUGUUCGAUCGUUGGGAGGGCCAGAUUCUGUCUCCAGAUGCGAAGCGAAAGUUCAGAUCUUUCUACGGCGGCCAACUUGUGCAGCAGGUCAAAUCUAAAGAGUGCCCCCACAUUUCGGAACGCUUUGAGCCAUUCUCGGCUAUUCAAUGCGACAUCAAAGGCAAAAGCUGCCUGCAAGAAAGUUUACAAGCUUAUGUCGAUGGCGAAGUCAUGGAGGGCGACAACAAAUACAAGUGCUCACAGUGUGAUCGCCACGUCGAUGCGGUGAAGAGAGCUUGCUUGAAAGAUAUUCCGGACAGUCUAAUUUUUCACUUGAAGAGAUUCGACUUUAACCUGCGCACUCUGCAACGAAGCAAGAUCAACGACCACUUCUCAUUCCCCAAGACGAUCGAUAUGAAACCUUACAAAGUCGAGUAUUUGACGGACAGCCCUGAGGAAAUCCUGGAAGAUGUAUUCGAGCUAGUUGGCAUCCUCGUUCAUGCUGGAACUGCUGAGUCAGGACAUUACUACUCCUUUAUUCGCGAAAGACCUUCUACUAGCGACAAGGACGCGUGGAUCGAGUUCAACGAUGACAAUGUCAGCCCAUGGGACCCUAAUCUGAUGGAAAGUGCCUGCUUUGGAGGACCUGAGUACCGUGGUCCUCUUGACACGGGCUUGCAAUACGACAAGACCUGGAGCGCUUACAUGCUGUUCUACCAACGUUCAAGUAGCCUGACCGCACAGUACCAGUCUUUAGAGCGUACUAAGAUGACUAGCCCCGUCAGACUCCAAGUUCCGACACCGCUUGCGAAUCACAUCGCUAUGGAGAACGAGAUUUUGAUGCGCAAAUACUGUCUGUUCGACCCCUCGCACGCUACAUUCGUCAUCAAGAUGCUCUCUAACGUCAAACAAAUCAAUGGUGGACGUUGUUCUGCACUACAUCGCAUGGAAAAGGAUUCACUCAAUGCAGCCGCAAACCAUCUUGACCAAGUCUUUUCACGCACCAAGGACAUCCCAGACUUUCCAUCUUUCAUGAUGGCCAUUCGCCAGAUAUGCCACAACUGUGCAGAAUGUUGCCGCGAUUACUUGGAAUGGUUUUUUGAUUGUCCCGAGGCUCUCAAGGCAUUGCUACUUCGCAAUCCUGAUAUGGUCGUCCGCAAUGAUAUUGCAGCCUCUAUCCUCUAUGCCCUGACCAAAGUCAGGCUUGAGGCAGCAUAUGCUUACGGGCUCGGCGACGAUGAAGACAGCGUUGAUGAUGUCGAAGACAGCGACCCUCAGCUGCUUCAGAGGAUGGUCAAGGCAUUGAGCAAGUUAUUCGAGGUCUUUCAAACUCACGUCCGCGCCUGGCCGGAAUACUUUGGACUCAUCUGGAGCAUUGCCAAGAUUGGUAAACGCGAAGCCACUCUUUUGCUCGAUGCUGGCUUUCUGCGUAAGUCUCUUGAGAUCGUCAGUGCGGAUCCGCUGCUUCCACUUAGCGUCCAGUACCAAAAGAUGCUCAACACCAUAACCAAGCGCAUGGCCUCCAGGCCUGUAGCAUACGACAGUGUGAUUGGUCUUAUCUCGACGUUGAUGCAGACCUGCGAUGUCACUCUAGAUCCCGUAGCUGAUGAUGACGAACGACUUGACUUUGCAGUUCACGACUGUCCAAUUCCUUUUACCGUCACAGAGCGCCACCUUAUCAUGCAGCAUUGGACGAGAAAUCAAGCUCAUAUCCUUGUUGAGAAGCUGUGUAUGAUCGAGCAGAACCAGGCUGCUACGGAAACAAUCCUCAUUGAUCUUCUUGACUGGCCGGAAGCUCUAGAUCAGAAUAUUCUCGCAGCCAUCCUAUAUGGCAUCAAGCAAAGAAUGCAUACCCGCUCGUUCCUCAGGGCAGCGUUGGUCUAUGCUGAACAUUCGAAGAAUCCCAAAGCUUUCACUACGGUCUACAUGCAUGCAGCGAAGAUCGCUGCUCAUGUUGAUGGAGAUGGCAAGGAAUUUCUACAGUUCUUCAAGAACCUUCUUGAUAUAGAAGGUGAAAACUUCAUUUCUAGCCAAGAAGAGAUACACAAGCUUUCUCUUGAUCAACUACACAUCUGGGCUCCGGCAUUAUUGACUGAUCCUGAUCAAUCGGUACGAGAGGCGACAGAGGAGCUAUUAGAGGUGCUUGUUCUCACUCAUGGUCCCGAAAUUGACUUUGGGGGACCAGAUGAGGACCAGGCACAGACCGCUUUGGUCGUAUUGACAGCCAAGAAACUGGGUCUCGCUUGUCUUGACUAUAUGCACGAGCGUUUCAUUCGCCAGCGUCAAACUGCUGUGCGGACAAUGCUCGAUCCGAUAUUUAACGUGGUGGAGAAGAUCAAGGAGUUCUUUGAUCCCGAAGAUCGAGAUGAUGUCUACACUCAUCGUUUCUUUGAGCAGUCAUCAGCUGUUCUUCCUACAUUAAAAAAGUGUGCUGUUGAAGAGGUCGAAGAUGAUAUGUCUGAUUGGGAUGGCUCAGACGAUGCCUACGAUGAUUCUUCGGAGCCGCCAAUGGAUAGACUCGGAGACCUUUGUAGUCAAGAUCCGCUGUGAACCCUCACGUGCGAACGACUUUAUGAUUGCUUUGCUUUGCUUUGCUGUUAGGCGUCGGUAGCGAAUGGGACCCAUGGUUGGGAAAAUAACUGAUAAACUGCUGGAUGCACGGAAACUGGCGCAAAUGAGGCGUACAAAUCGUUUCUUAUGGAAGUGCUGAAUGCUUCAGGCUUGCACGGCAUUCUUCUUUGACUUUCAUUUCCUGCUCCUGCUUUGAUUCGAUUUGAGAAUGGUACGGGACACAGUACUUUGGUUGGCAUACGAUUGAGCGCAUCGAGAGUGGAUUGACAGGGAAUUGCGGGUGGUGCUGAAUUAGAUGGCCUUAUCUCCCUCGUGCUUCUUGUGGUAGAUUGACGAGGAAGAAGUAUGAGGUCAAUAUCAGUGGGCUCUUGCGCCGUCAUAAUUAAUUGUAGUCUUCUGUAUGUUGUGAGAUCGAGAGUGGAAAUUAAAGUUCAUUUCAGACCU
Mollisia scopiformis is the source of this 8404-nucleotide messenger RNA. RefSeq names its product ubiquitin C-terminal hydrolase-like protein. Gene Ontology annotation, molecular function: cysteine-type deubiquitinase activity; cysteine-type endopeptidase activity. Bases 356 to 7939 code for a protein of 2527 amino acids. Gene Ontology annotation, cellular component: nucleus; cytosol. Lineage: Eukaryota; Fungi; Ascomycota; Leotiomycetes; Helotiales; Mollisiaceae. The record is from RefSeq and is a predicted model, not a curated record. The transcript has 12 exons. Gene Ontology annotation, biological process: protein deubiquitination.